Messenger RNA from Triplophysa rosa, 2615 nucleotides. It is a transcript of the gene kcna10a, whose product is annotated as potassium voltage-gated channel, shaker-related subfamily, member 10a. Gene Ontology annotation, molecular function: delayed rectifier potassium channel activity; protein binding. The record is from RefSeq and is a predicted model, not a curated record. Lineage: Eukaryota; Metazoa; Chordata; Actinopteri; Cypriniformes; Nemacheilidae. Gene Ontology annotation, biological process: protein homooligomerization; potassium ion transmembrane transport. Gene Ontology annotation, cellular component: membrane; voltage-gated potassium channel complex. The coding region runs from base 757 to 2379 and encodes 540 amino acids. The transcript is spliced from 4 exons.
UGUGCUAUAUGUGCGCUAUCCGUUACUAUAGCGCCCGUUUUACGGCGAUCUUCGCGACAUAUCUUUACGCAUUUUUCAGUGUUUACACCGGGCUGUGCGUCACGCAGCCGUCAGCGACGCAUCACUGCACCUGAUCUACAGUUGCUGUCUUAUCCGCCCACGUUGGCUCACAGGCCUGGACUCUGGUGUCAAGUGUUUGACAGGGUUGCACUUUAGCUGGGGUGAUGUCCGGCCAACUGUUGUGUCAGAGUAAGCUUUCCUGUGGCUCAGUGGUUAGAGCAUGGCGCUAGCAACGCCAAUGUCAUGGGUUUGAUCCCAAGGAUUGCACGUCUUGAGAAACAAAUGUUUAGUAUCAUGCAAUACGUGUAAAAAUUCCCCAUCACUCCUACAUUUGCAGUGCAAAAGUGACUCACAGCAAAAACAGAAAUAACCCAGCAGCUGGCACCUGACAUUUUUGGAAGUGUUGUGAUGCUGACUCCCAAAAUAUGUCUUGUCACAAUCACCAGCUGCUCUCGACAGCCUUCCACCCAGACCAGCAAACCAAGACACAAUGAGUCUCCCAGACAUCACUCACUUAACUCUUCCCUUAAACAUACAUGCUCUAACUCUUUGUUAUUUGUUUCACAGGCCCCACUUGUUGGUUUCUUCUUAAACAUGUUGAUGUCUACAACAUCAAAUGGUGAAGACUCUAUGCAAUAAAUAACCAGUGCUUUUGUUCCGGUGAAUGCUUGACUCUGGUGUGGUAUCUGGAGCCACAUGACCGUCCAGGCUGGAAGGAUGGAGGUGGCACUAGUGGACUUUGAGAAUGUGGAGAAUAUUGACAACAGCGUGGACAACUUCAACGAUCCAGACUAUCCCAACGAAAUGACGGCUUUGAUGCUCGAUAUGCCAGACUUUAGCCCUGGCUGCACUUAUACUUCAAAAAUGUCCCAAUGUAAAGAGAAAAUUCCCCAGAAUCUGGAGGUAUCACCACAAUCGCCAGUCAUGCCCCCUAACACCAGAAGGGGGCGGGCUAGCUGCGCCAGUAUCAUUUCCAACUGGAAAUUACUUAUGAACAGUGAAGGGACACAAAGCGAGACCAUCUUCAGUCGGUUGGCCAAAGAAUGCUACGAAGACUUAUUUGUGGACAAGCGAGGUUUUGAUGAUGGAGAUCAGAAGGUCAUCAUUAACAUUGCUGGGCUUCAUUUCGAAACACGUCUCAAGACACUGGACCAGUUCCCAGAUACACUGCUGGGGGACCCUAUGAAACGAAUGGGCUUUUUUGACCCAAUGAGAAAUGAGUAUUUCUUCGACCGUAAUCGUCCGAGCUUUGAUGGGAUCCUGUAUUACUAUCAGUCGGGUGGCAAAAUCCAUCGGCCCGCCAAUGUACCUUUGGACGUCUUCACGGAUGAGAUCCUCUUCUACGAGUUAGGACAGGAAGCCAUGGAGCAGUUCCGUGAGGAGGAGGGCUUUAUCAAAGACGUGGAGGUCCCUUUGCCUGCCAACGAGUUCUACAGGCAGUUCUGGUUGCUUUUUGAAUACCCCGAGAGCUCAAACGCAGCCCGAGGGGUUGCUCUAGUCUCCAUCUUCGUCAUCGUCAUCUCCAUAAUCAUAUUCUGCAUGGAGACUCUUCCGGAAUUCCAUGAGGACCUGGAGAUUUUUCCAACUGUGGGUUUUUCCUUAAACCAGACACGCGGUCGUCCCUCGGGUUCUCCGCCAAGCAUCGCUCCUAAAACCAUCACCAGCACCUUCUCCGACCCAUUCUUCAUCAUCGAGACGGCUUGCAUCAUCUGGUUCUUCUUCGAGCUCAGUGUGCGCUUCCUGGUCUGCCCCAGCAAACGGAAAUUUUUCAACAACAUCAUGAACAUGAUCGACAUCAUCUCCAUCAUUCCUUAUUUCGUCACUCUGAUAACCGAAAUAGUGACCUCUGCCGAUAAGAACAACACAGGGCAGAACAUGUCCCUAGCCAUCCUACGAAUAAUUCGACUGGUGCGAGUCUUCAGAAUAUUUAAGCUGUCCAGACACUCCAAAGGCCUGCAGAUCCUGGGCCAGACGCUCAAGGCCAGCAUGAGGGAACUUGGUCUACUCAUCUUCUUUCUCUUCAUUGGAGUCAUUCUCUUCUCCAGUGCCAUCUAUUUCGCUGAGGUGGAUGAUCCUAACACCCAGUUUGUUAGCAUCCCUGAUGGAUUCUGGUGGGCAGUUGUUACCAUGACCACAGUGGGUUACGGAGAUAUGUGUCCUAUUACUCUGGGGGGUAAGAUGGUGGGCACUUUGUGUGCCAUUUCUGGGGUGUUGACCAUCGCCCUGCCGGUGCCUGUAAUAGUCUCAAACUUCAACUACUUUUAUCAUAGAGAGACAGAUCAGGAGGACAAGCAGCCCACAGCAGAUGCUAAGUUAUGAAACGCUACAAAACAUGCAAGCACUUCCUCUCUGAACAAGGCAAACAGGAGCUGGCAGAAAGACAAAUCAAAGUAUUAAAAGCACAUUGAAAUUAAUUUUUUAAUAGGUGAAUAUGACAGAAAUUUGUCCAGGUCAUGUUUUACUCCUAAAUAAUAAAAUAAGAUUAUAUUUUAAGAAAGAACAUUAGACAUUGUAAUUGGGAUAUUUUUACAUUGACAUUAUUUUCGUGAGAAGUA